ACUUUGCUAUAAAUUACACGCUAAGUUUUGGAUUAGUGGGACUCCACUUGCAUUCUCUCUCCUAGCGCCAGAAGCAACCUCUUCCCCUUUUCUCUUUCCUCGAAAUCUCAAUUCUUUCGAUUUCUUGUUCCUGAUCUUCUCGAUCAUCUCGAUAUAUCUGAAUUUGUAGCGGAUUAAGUUUGUGAAUUUGAUCAUCAUGUCGAAGAGUUCUUUCAAACUUCAACACCCUCUUGAACGAAGACAGGCUGAAGCAUCUCGUAUCAGGGAGAAAUAUCCUGACAGAAUCCCUGUUAUUGUGGAGAAGGCUGAAAAAAGUGAUAUUCCUGACAUUGACAAGAAGAAGUAUCUUGUUCCUGCUGAUUUAACUGUGGGGCAGUUUGUCUAUGUGGUGCGCAAGAGGAUAAAGCUCAGUGCUGAGAAGGCUAUAUUUAUUUUCGUAAAGAAUAUUCUACCGCCCACUGCCGCUAUGAUGUCAGCUAUUUAUGAGGAGCACAAGGAUGAAGAUGGUUUUCUCUACAUGACAUACAGUGGAGAGAACACAUUCGGAGCUCUUUAAGUGCGUGCAUUGGUGCCUGGUUAUUUUAUGUAAAUAAGUUCCUAUGAUAUGACAAAGACAGACCCAAGUUUGUAUAUAUAGUUUCUGCUAAUUAUCAAUCAAGAUUAGUGGCUGAAUGGUACCUUUCCUCGGACAAGUUUCCUUUAAAGUUGGAUUAUUCAAUCUUAAUUUCUUUUAUGUUGAAAA
This is a messenger RNA of Spinacia oleracea (spinach), 742 nucleotides long. RefSeq names its product autophagy-related protein 8C-like. The transcript has 6 exons. NCBI's taxonomy places the organism in Eukaryota, Viridiplantae, Streptophyta, Magnoliopsida, Caryophyllales, Amaranthaceae. Bases 197 to 556 code for a protein of 119 amino acids. The record is from RefSeq and is a predicted model, not a curated record.